Molecule: messenger RNA, 2977 nt
Organism: Esox lucius (northern pike)
Lineage: Eukaryota; Metazoa; Chordata; Actinopteri; Esociformes; Esocidae
Gene: nr1d1
Product: nuclear receptor subfamily 1, group d, member 1
Exons: 7
Coding region: 414-2246 (610 amino acids)
Biological process (GO): negative regulation of transcription by RNA polymerase II; hormone-mediated signaling pathway; positive regulation of transcription by RNA polymerase II
Molecular function (GO): RNA polymerase II cis-regulatory region sequence-specific DNA binding; zinc ion binding; nuclear receptor activity
Source: RefSeq, a predicted model, not a curated record
CCCCGGGUCACAUGGUCCCGUUUUCAGCCGCGUGCAGGAAGGCGCGCGUCCCAGUUUCGUUCCUAGCGAUGAGGGAGGGAGAGCAAAACCAGGCCGAGUGGCAAACUGCGGUUCAGACUUAUGCAGAUAGAGCCAGAGAUCGUUGAAGAGCUGCGUUUAUUCUUUCACUGACAUUGCUUUAGGAUAUGUGGUCCACACUACAAAGAAACUUGCUUCGUUACAAAUAAAACCUUUGCUACAGCGUAUCAACCUCGGUUACACAUAUUUGACUGUUUUCGAACGCAAAUAAAGCCAAAAUUAUAUCGUUGUAACCAAGAACAUAUUUUAAGGGUAGACCGGCAUUUUGCUAAUAAACCUUAUCAGAAGGGAAAUAAACCUUUCCGAAGUGGGUUUCGAUUUUCAACGAUAUCUGCAUGACUCUUUUGGAACUCAGGAUGACAACGGCAAUGGACACAAAUAAUAACAAUACGGGGGGUGUAAUCUCCUACAUCGGCUCCAGCAGCUGCUCUCCCUGUCGGACUAGCCCGGUCUCCAUGUACAGUGAGAACUCCUUUGGGGCCUCCUUCCCGCCCUCCCCCAAUGGCUUCCAGGGGUAUCAGAGCUCUUCCAACCCCUAUCCCAGCAGUGGGAGCUCCAGCUCGGGCUCCUCUAAUGGUGAUGACGGCAACUCCUCUUCUGGUUCUGGAGGAUCUCCAAGACCCAGGGGUCGUAGCGAGGACAGUGUCUCACGCUGCUCUCCCAGCAAGUCUGUGGCAAACCUUACCAAACUGAACGGGAUGGUGCUGCUGUGUAAAGUGUGCGGAGACGUGGCCUCGGGGUUCCACUAUGGAGUCCACGCAUGCGAGGGCUGCAAGGGGUUCUUUCGGCGCAGUAUUCAGCAGAACAUCCAGUACAAAAAGUGCCUGAAGAACGAGACCUGCACAAUCAUGAGGAUCAACCGAAAUCGCUGCCAGCAGUGUCGGUUCAGGAAGUGUCUGUCUGUGGGCAUGUCCCGUGACGCUGUUCGCUUUGGCAGAAUACCUAAGCGUGAAAAGCAGCGCAUGCUCGCUGAAAUGCAGAGCGCCAUGAAUAACAUGAACAACAUGCAGAAUGAGUUCCAGUUGGCCAGCCUGACCCACAACUCUCCCCCCUCUCCACCCUCCUCCUCCUCGCCCUGCCCGGGUCAGACCGUGGCACCUCAGCCUAUGCCCGCGGCCCCUCCACCUUCUCCUCCAGCCCAGUCCCCGGCGUCCCCUCUGCCCCCGCCGUCCACCCGAAGCCCACCCCUGUUGGCCAGCUCUCCGCCACUGUGCCCCAGCCCCGGGGUGGACUGCACCAUAACGGCCAUCGCCCGGGCGCACCACGAGACCUUCGUCUACGCCCACAACAAACCUGGCGAGCCUAGGCAGCAGCGUAACGGAGAGGCGGACAACCGGGGCUCCAACCAAUGUCCCGCCGGCUACCACCAGAACGGUGUGAACACAAUCUUCCACCACAACAACAAUGUGGCCGUCCGUGACCACGGCAUCCAGGCCACGCCCGACAGCCAACACCCAAGCAAUGGCAGGUGCUUCCACAACAGCAACCUGUUUGCGAGCCACCAAGGCAGUGAGACCACCAGCUUCCCCCGGAGGCAGAACUGCUCGUGGAAAAACCACAAGGACAUCCUGCUGGCAUGCCCAAUGAAUAUGUGUCCCCAAGCUGACCCCAACAAGACACCCCAGGAUAUCUGGGAGGACUUCUCGCUCAGCUUCACCCCGGCCGUGCGCGAGGUAGUGGAGUUCGCUAAGCACAUCCCAGGGUUCAGCGAACUCAGCGAGAAUGACCAGGUCACUCUGCUCAAAGCCGGCACAUUUGAGGUGUUGAUGGUGCGCUUCGCCUCCCUCUUUAACGUGAAGGAACAGACUGUCACUUUUAUCUCCGGCACCACCUACAGCCGGGAUGCCCUGAGGGCCAUGGGCAUGGGAGGCUUGCUGGGAACCAUGUUUGAGUUCAGCGAGAAGCUCAGUGCCCUGGAGCUCACAGCGGAGGAGCUGGGCCUCUUCACCGCAGUGGUGCUGGUUUCUGCAGAUCGCUCAGGCAUUGAGAACGUCAACUCGGUGGAGCUGCUUCAGGAGUCCCUGAUUCGGGCGCUACGUACACUGGUUGGCAAGAGCAGCCCCUGCGACUCCUCCCGCUUCACCAAACUGCUACUCAAGAUGCCCGACCUGCGCACCCUGAACAAUUUGCACUCGGAGAAGCUACUGUCCUUCCGUAUCGACGCGUGAGGAAGUCACCACGGAACACCGGAGAACCGUCAGGCCUCAACGUCCGUCUACACCUCACAGAUUGGUGGUUGGGCUAGGGGCUGGGGCAAGUUAGGGGAGGUGCCCUGUUCAGGGACACCCGCCUCCAGAUUUGCGCCAAUGUGUGCAUCAGUCUUUGGCACUGCCGAGAGACACAGUUGACAGCCGAAAGGGGUGGGGCCCACAGACCAAUGGGGACGAGACAACGCCGCUCGCCAGACAAUAGGGAAGGGUAAGGGCCAGCCACCAACCACAGGAGGGCCACUAGAGACAAGUCCCACGGCCCCCUCUGCACCAGUUGGACUGAUGGGCCAGAGACCAUAUGUUGGUUGAACUGAACCAAAACCAGCAUGGGGCUUUACAGCCCCACAUUCCCAGCUAAGCCUGGGGGAUCUUCAAACAGGCUGCUGUAUGCAUAUUAAACCAUCCUGUUUUAACAUGUAAAUAAUCUGUCAUUCAUGUGCAGUGUUUCUACACUUGAUUCCUAAUACAAACCGAGUUUGUACACAUGUAAAUGUCUUCAAAUGUCAAUACUUGAAAUGUAUGGGAAAAGUAUAUUUUUUGUUAUGAUGAAAUAAAUUGCAAAGUUAGAAAUGUGACAGCAUAAAUGUAUGACAUUUAAAUUGAGCGUGCGCAUAUGAAAAACAAUAUCCAGAACUGCAUUUAAAAAAUGUUUUGCAUUACAGAGGCAUUAUAAACCGAACAUAUUUAAA